This is a messenger RNA of Acanthopagrus latus (yellowfin seabream), 774 nucleotides long. RefSeq lists its product as uncharacterized. The coding region runs from base 36 to 248 and encodes 70 amino acids. NCBI's taxonomy places the organism in Eukaryota, Metazoa, Chordata, Actinopteri, Spariformes, Sparidae. The record is from RefSeq and is a predicted model, not a curated record. The transcript has a single exon.
UAUUUACUCCAGCGUAUCAGAACUCAUCCGCAAGUAUGUUCUCCCUGUCCAUGAUGGUGGGGCUGAUCCCAAUAGUGUCCCUCUUCGGUCUGUUCUACUCUGCUGCCGUGGAUGAGAACUUCCCACAAGGCUGCACCAGCAGCAGCAGUCUGUGUUUCUACAGCCUGCUGCUGCCGGUCACCAUCCCUGUCUACAUCUUCUUCCACCUCUGGAGCUGGAUGGGGAUCAAGCUCUUCAGACACAAUUAGGCUUUUCUGACUCAGUUCUGUUCAAGAUGAAGAUCCACCUGAAACCCCUCCAGUACAAUUAAAUCAUUGGUGAUGUAACUUUAUAACAUUUCAUGACCCAUUUUGUUUGUUUGGUAACAAAAGGCAAAUAUUGAUGCUUUGGCAACACAUCAGCACAUCACAAGCACAGCUACAAUUUGGUUUAAUUGCAGAAAUUGUUGCUUUUUCCACAAAUAAUAAAAUAAAAUGCUGCUGCUGUACACUGUUAGAUUGAGAUGUCAAGGCAAUAGACACAUUGCAGGACAUGAGGCAUAACUAGACAGGGCAGGCUGGAGAAAAUAGAAUGCAACAGGUUACUCUCAAACAGGUUACUCUUAGCUUAUUUUAUUAUCUCUGUCUUUUUUUGUCAAAAUAAGUCAGUUUUUGAGAGUAACCACAGGUGGAUUUUUGCACACACAUGUGGUGGUUGUUGCACUUUCAGCUUUUUUUAUGUGGGCUGCAGUGUGUAAUAGCUGGCAAAAAUUUAAAUAAAGAUGUUUCUUUUGAA